Gilbertella persicaria is the source of this 1798-nucleotide messenger RNA. RefSeq names its product mitochondrial inner membrane protein Mitofilin. Lineage: Eukaryota; Fungi; Mucoromycota; Mucoromycetes; Mucorales; Choanephoraceae. Gene Ontology annotation, cellular component: MICOS complex. Bases 23 to 1759 code for a protein of 578 amino acids. Gene Ontology annotation, biological process: cristae formation. The record is from RefSeq and is a predicted model, not a curated record. The transcript is spliced from 2 exons.
UCUUUCUUUGUUAUUUAUUCAUAUGUUGAGAAGUGCUUCUGCUAUUCGAUCAGCAGCACGUUUAGCUGCUUCUCGAUCGAACCGUUUGACUCGUCGUGUCUAUUCAACAGAAACUGAACACAAGCCAGGAUCGAUUGGCAAGAAGCUGUUAUGGGUCAGUUUAUUGACUGGUACUGCUUAUUCUGGUGCCACUUAUUUUGCUCUCAAGAAUGAAGCAUUUUAUGACACUUACACCAACUACAUUCCAGGUGGUGAAAAGAUCUUGGAUACUUUGGAAGACUGGGCAUCCGAUGCUCAAUUCAAACAGUUUUAUGACCAGUUGAUCGAAGCAAAACAAAAGGCUUCUGCUCAUACGGAACAAAUCAGAAAAUACGCUUCACAAACAUCAGAAACAGCUCAAGAUUGGUAUGAUUAUAUUUCCACGGCCAUUGCUCAAUGGACUGGUGAACAGGAAGCCCCUGUGGCUCCUGGCACAGGUCCUACACCUUCCAACACCAAACGCAUGCGUAUCAAAAAGGCUACUCAACAAGAAUCUCUUUUUGCCAAUGUGAUCCAUAGUGCAGAUGCACAACCUGUCCCUACAUUUGCCAAAUCCAAAGAAGAAAGCUUGAAUGAGUUUGCCAAGACUGUCCAAGGUCUUGUUGUCAUGUUGAAUGAAGCUGGAUUGGCUGGUCAUGCUAAACGUCUUGUUGAUUUUGCUACUCGGGAUAUCGAGAGUUUAGACAAGGCCUUUUCUCUCAUCAAGUCUGAAGAAAUCAAAGCCAAAGAAGAAUUGGAAGCAUUGAACGCAGAAUUGGAAAAACUCGAAAUCAAGAUGCAACACCAUCGUGAACAAGUAGGUCAAAAGAUCAAGGAAGCUCAAGACAAGGCCUCUGCUCGUGUCGAAAGCCGUGUAGGUCAAAUUGAGGCCGCCUUGGCUGCUGAUAAAGCUGAAUUGGAACGCCAAUUAGAAGCCAUUCACACAAAGGAAUUGACAUCUCAACGCCAACACUACUUGACUGAAUUGCAAAACGAAUUAAAGGACAAGGCUGUUGAGAUCCAAGCUGGUUAUGUGGCUCAAGUCAAACAACAAGUCGAGACAGAACGCGGUGGUCGUUUGUCCAAGAUUGAAGAGGUUGCUGAAAAGCAAGCUCAGUUGGAGAAAUUGGUCUGUGCUGAUGCUGAGUUAUUGGAUGAUGUUCGUAAAGCCCAUCAGUUGGUAGCUGCCAUUGAUGCCUUGAAACGUGCUGCCAUGUCAGGUCAACAAACACGCUUUGAACUUGAACUUGAGGCAUUAAAGCGAUUGAGUGCAAAGACACCUUUUGCUAAGCUCGGUGAACGUCAAUCCGAUGAAUUGAUCCAAUUGGUUGCUUCCAGUAUUCAACACCAAGUGGCUCAACAUGGUGUGACAUCCCUUGCUGCUCUUUCAGAACGAUUUGAGACUGUUGCACGCGAAGCUCGCCGUGCUUCCCUGAUACCUGAACAAGAUGCCUCCAUGUUGUCUCAUUUGCUCUCUAUUAUCCUCAGUAGUUUUAUGUUUGCUAAGAAGGGACUUGUGCCUGGUGAAGAUGUGGAAGCCAGAUUAGCCCGUGCAGAGUAUUAUUUAAACACAGAAAAAGAUUUAGAAAGUGCUGCUAGAGAAAUGAACCAAUUAACAGGAUGGCCAAAGCGUUUAUCUUUGGAUUGGUUAGAAGCUGCUCGUCGUCAUUUAGAAGUCAAACAAGCCUUGGAUAUCUUGAGAUCACAAGCUUCUUUACUCAGUAUGUUACAAGCCAACUAAUAAAAUGGGGUGUAUUUAGUAUACGUUUAAAAAACGUCA